CCCCGCCGCCGCCGCCUGCCCAGCGGCCCGGGAGGCGGAGGCGCGGGGGAGGAGGCCCCGCUUGGCCCCGCAGCCCCGGAUGCUGCAUGACUUCAUCCUUCCGCCGGCUCGCCUGGUGAGCUAGGGCCGGUCCGGCAGCCAGCCCGCGGUCCGCGCCCCGCCGCAGUCCCGCGCCCACCCCGCGCCCGCCAUGUCCGAGAUCCUGCCCUACAGUGAGGACAAGAUGGGCCGCUUCGGCGCCGACCCCGAGGGCUCCGACCUCUCCUUCAGCUGUCGCCUCCAAGACACCAACUCCUUCUUUGCGGGCAACCAAGCCAAGCGACCCCCCAAGCUGGGCCAGAUCGGCCGAGCCAAGAGAGUGGUGAUCGAGGAUGACCGGAUAGACGACGUGCUGAAGGGGAUGGGGGAGAAGCCGCCCUCCGGAGUGUAGACGCGCCGGCUCGGGCGGCGGACUCCGGGCCCCGCCUCGCAGCGGCCAGGCGCGCGGGCAGGCGAUGCGGCUGCCGGCGCCCCCCGCCCGGGCCCAGGCGCCCGCGGGCGGGGGCUGCAGGGCCGCGCCGCCGCCGGGCCAGAGCCGCUGCCUCCGCUGCCAGCCACUCCGGAGCUGUCCGCUUCAGCACCACGGCGGCGGCGGCGCGGACCCGCCCGGAGCCCGCCGCGCUCAUGCACUUUAGAACCGCGGGCCGCAGCCCCACCCCGCUCACCGGAAAGGACAGAGCCCCGCGGCCCGGACCCAGCCCCUCCCGCACGGCUCCCUCGCCCCGCCCCUCUCCGGCCGGUCUGGUCCGAAGACCCGGCUCCCCGCCGGAGUCCGACCGUGCGCGGCCGGGGAUGUUUGGCUGCGUAUUUGCAUGAGCUUCCCACCCUCCUCUGCUCGGCCCACCCCUCCAGGCCGCUCCUCGCCCCCAUCCCCGUCUGGCGUGACCCCGGCCUCAGCCUAUUUCUAAGGGACUUCCUCAGCACAUUUGUAUUUUUAUAUCCGAUUCUUUGUUUACUGGCUCCCCUCAUGGUUAGCACCCUUCCCCCUCCGUCUCGUCCUUGCUCUUCUGCGCCUGGCAGGUGGGACGAGUUGAGGGUGGGAAUGGACAAGCCCCCAACAUGGCAACAAACACAUGGCCAGUCUGCCCAGGCCUGACCCCAGGCGGCUCUCUGGCAGACCCCUUCCCUCCAGGUAUCCCCUUCCAAG
Messenger RNA from Artibeus jamaicensis (Jamaican fruit-eating bat), 1186 nucleotides. It is a transcript of the gene CAMK2N2, whose product is annotated as calcium/calmodulin dependent protein kinase II inhibitor 2. Gene Ontology annotation, molecular function: protein kinase binding; calcium-dependent protein kinase inhibitor activity. Bases 191 to 430 code for a protein of 79 amino acids. Lineage: Eukaryota; Metazoa; Chordata; Mammalia; Chiroptera; Phyllostomidae. Gene Ontology annotation, biological process: negative regulation of protein kinase activity. The transcript has 2 exons. The record is from RefSeq and is a predicted model, not a curated record.